AUGAAUGGACAACUUGUCCUCAACGACACCUACAUCGCUGUCGUCAGCACCACACUGCCCCCUGCCAACAGCACGAUGAACAGCAUAGGCAACGCAACGGCGAAGCCAAUCAGCGUCUUUGACGGCUGCGAAGAGAUGUCUGCCGCAAUUCUGUUCGACCUGUGCGUGCAGGUCUUCAACGUCUUUCUGGGCUUGCCUGCCAACAUCCUGGUCAUGGUGACCAUCUACAGGAACCGACGAGAGCCUUCUACAUCAGACAUGUUCAUCUUCCUCCUGGCUUUCAUGGAUGCCUAUUUUGGUGUCAUGGUGCCCAUCUCCUUCCUGAACCUCUACUACUGGCAGAGCGUAGAAGGCUGGAGGGCCAUCAAGUUCGCCUAUGGGGUCAAAGACACUAGUGGCCCCCUCUUCCUCUCCUGCAUCUGCAUGGACCGCUUUCUGGCCGUGGUCUUCCCCAUCACCUUUAGCCGCCUGAAAUCCCACAAAUACCGAUUCUCCUGCUCUGGGCUGGUCUUGCUGCUCACCUUAACCUAUGCCGCCGCCAAGGCCACGGACAGGGUCCCCCACUUUGAGAGGAUCUUCACAGGAGAGAUCCUGACCGUGUUCACCCUCAUGGUGCUGUGCAACCUCUCCAUCCUGUGGGCACUACAGCGCUCAAGGGCGGGACGUGACGAGAUGCACCCGAUGAAGAAGAAAGCCUUUAAGAUGGUGCUCUCCAUCCUGGCCAUAAUCAUCUUCAACUACCUGCCGCCAGUGGCCCUGUUUCCCUUCCAGGAUAGCUACAACCCCGACGUUUUCCGCUGCUAUGUGCAGCCGGUCGGCUUCGCGUUCGUUAACAUCAGCAGCAGCAUGCAGCCUCUCAUCUACCUGUCCCGCCUGGAGAAGCUGCCCUGCAUCAGCGAUGCCUGCAGACAGAGAUGCUCCCCAAAAAAGAAUGACGAGGCUCCGCCCGCAUAA
Messenger RNA from Paramormyrops kingsleyae, 954 nucleotides. Its product is annotated as G-protein coupled receptor 4-like. Gene Ontology annotation, cellular component: plasma membrane. NCBI's taxonomy places the organism in Eukaryota, Metazoa, Chordata, Actinopteri, Osteoglossiformes, Mormyridae. The record is from RefSeq and is a predicted model, not a curated record. Gene Ontology annotation, molecular function: G protein-coupled receptor activity. Gene Ontology annotation, biological process: phospholipase C-activating G protein-coupled receptor signaling pathway; positive regulation of Rho protein signal transduction.